Anas platyrhynchos (mallard) is the source of this 15670-nucleotide messenger RNA. RefSeq names its product fibronectin leucine rich transmembrane protein 2 (gene FLRT2). NCBI's taxonomy places the organism in Eukaryota, Metazoa, Chordata, Aves, Anseriformes, Anatidae. Gene Ontology annotation, molecular function: protein binding. The record is from RefSeq and is a predicted model, not a curated record.
UGACAGGAUUUUUCAUCCUUGGCCAGUCUUAACACCUUCAAUAAAGAUAGAACUCAGAUCCUCCUCCACACGUACCAAGUCUGCCUCUGUGUCCUGCCACACUGUAUGUCCAGGGGGACUCUGGUAGGAGCUCUCAGCGCUCCAUCCCACCUCCAGGCUCUCAGUGUCGUUCAGCUGCAGUUAGAGCAUCUUCCCCUCUUUUUUUUGAGGGGGCCGUGGGGGGAGAAGGCAUGGAAGCGUGACAGUCAUCAUGACUUACUUUACUGAAACGAUAUAUACAUGAAUAAUAGAAAGCCAAUGGAGUUCGCUGAUUUCCUUUUGUCCUCUCUACUACUUCGCGUUACAGCCCUACAGCUUUGUCUUGACAUCAGGCUCUGAGCUGGUAGUACUGAGUUUGGAAAGCUUUCGUGCACUUCAUUUCAUCUUUGAAUUACACUUUUUUUUUUUUCUCCUCAUUUUAAGGCUUUCUUCUGCUUUGGAGGAAACAUGUUCUGACAUGCUGGAGUUUGCUGGUGGUAAAUAUUUCCUUUGACUACAAAGUGCGUGUGUGAAAAAUACUUUUUUUUUUUUUUUUUUUUUUCCCGUGGAAAUGCGUUGUUUGUUCUUUUCUCUGCUGUUAUUAAUAACCUGUAAACGAGAUGAAUCCGAGGGUCUGAGUGAAAUAGCACUUUCAGAUAUGUACUUGUAGCCACGUCAAGCUGAGGAAAGUGCAGCAGCUCCGUAUACGCUCAUGUGAGAGGUUUCCAUACGCCGCAUGUGACAGUUUCCACAUCCGAGUCGGUGACAAAGUAGGGACGGCAGGUGAGUCCCCAUGAGAUCUGCUUUGCCGAGAAGAUUUUUUCCAGUCCCUAACCACAGAGGAGCAGUAUUCAGCUCUCCAACUGCUCCCCAGAGUUGGCGGUUCUGAUCUGUUUCAAUUGAAAAUCAUCGAGAAUCGAAAACGACACGUAAUAAAACGUCCCCAGCCCCGCGGCCGCCUGUGCUGCGGCUGCUCGCGAGUACGCACACCCCCGUGCGCUGAGGUCCCGGUGCCCGUGCGACAGAAGGCGCUGCAAAGGGUUAAGCCGCCAGCUUGCUUGCUAGGCAAAGUUUGAGGAAGAAUAUGUCUGAGGCUGGGCACGCCGCAGCCCCGCGCUUGAAAUCUGUCACCCUCACUUAGGAGCUCAGCAUCUCUGGUUGUCACCGGUGAAUAAUGAUCACACGGCGAUAAGAUCGCUCGGUGGCGUUGCGCCGGAGCCGCCGGGGGACAAAGAAAGGAAACUACGAGGCAUUUAACCGCUGCAGCGGGGUGUUCCCCGGAGUCAUCGGUGGGUGUCAGGGUCAAGUGACCGCCUGGACAGCUGCUUGGAAAGUAAAUUUCCUUCCUCCUUUCCUUGAGAGAAACCUUGGGUGCUGGUGAUCAUUGGCAGCUAUGGAAAGCAGAGACCUUGGUGGUGAUCCUUAAAACAAUACCAUGCCGGAGCCCAGCUGUUCUGCCACUUUCUCCCCUUUCAACCUGCCGAACCCGGUGGGCUUUGGGUGAUCGACCGAGGAGGAGCCACCUCCGCGGGAGCAGGAAGACCAGAUCCAGCAGAUAGCAGAUAUGAGAACUUUGCUGACUUCAGAAAGCUGAGUGUAACACCGACAGACUUCAGUCAAAGGAAAUAUUAUCCUUCCAAGCAACUCAUACUUAGACAACUUCUGGUAGCUUUAAAUUAACUGGUUGUUCACCUGGAAAGAUACUGCUAUUGUUUCUUUCAGCACACAUGGAGGAAGGUUACAGCAAACUUUGUAAUCCUGGCUAAUAAGACUGUGGCUUUCUUAUUAAGAGUAGGAGGUGGGCCAACUGUAAAAGGAUUAUUUUUUACUUAGCCUGCAGGACUUUAUCUCCGCCUGAACACUGGACAUAAACCGGAGUCAAUUUUAAUGACCUGAGAUUUUGCUACCUGUGCUUUAUUAUUGUUAUCAGUUCUUUAACGCUUUGGUACUUUAUUUCUUUAAAUUAGAAAUGGGUUUCUGGACUAAAAUGUGGCCCACAGACUGGGCUGUUCUCAUAAAAUCAUGGCUUAUCUUUUCCCUGGGGCUGUACAUGCAGGUCUCUAAAACUGUGGCUUGUCCAAAAGUGUGCCGCUGUGACCGAAACUUUGUCUACUGUAAUGAGCGAAGCUUGACCUCAGUGCCUCUUGGGAUACCAGAGGGUGUAACCGUCCUCUACCUCCACAAUAACCAAAUUAAUAAUGCUGGAUUUCCUGCAGAGUUGCACAAUGUUCAGUCUGUGCACACAGUCUACCUGUAUGGCAACCAGUUGGAUGAAUUCCCCAUGAACUUGCCCAAGAAUGUCAGGGUUCUCCACCUGCAGGAAAACAACAUUCAGACCAUUUCUCGGGCUGCCCUUGCUCAGCUUUUGAAGCUGGAAGAACUGCACCUGGAUGACAACUCCAUCUCCACUGUUGGGGUUGAGGAUGGGGCAUUCCGGGAAGCCAUCAGCCUCAAGCUUCUGUUCUUGUCCAAGAAUCACUUAAGCAGCGUACCAGUAGGCCUUCCAGUGGACUUACAAGAACUUCGAGUAGAUGAAAACCGCAUUGCUGUCAUUUCAGACCUGGCCUUCCAGAAUCUUACAAGUUUGGAGCGUCUGAUUGUGGAUGGCAAUCUCCUUACUAAUAAAGGCAUAGCUGAAGGCACCUUCAGCCACCUCUCCAAGCUCAAGGAAUUCUCAAUAGUGCGGAAUUCACUGACCUACCCUCCUCCUGAUCUUCCAGGUACACAUCUACUAAGGCUCUACUUGCAGGACAACCAGAUAACCCAUAUACCACUUACAGCCUUUUCAAAACUUCAUAAACUGGAACGUCUUGAUAUUUCCAACAAUCAGCUUCGGAUGUUGGUAAAGGGGGUAUUUGAUAACCUCCACAACCUGAGACAACUCACUGUAAGGAAUAAUCCCUGGUUGUGUGACUGCAGUAUAAAGUGGGUCACUGAAUGGCUCAAAUUUAUUCCUUCUUCCAUCAAUGUACGGGGUUUUAUGUGCCAGCGACCAGAACAGGUCCGAGGUAUGGCGGUCAGGGAACUCAAUAUGAAUAUGUUGUCAUGCCCCACCACCACUCCUGGUCUGCCACUUAUCAUCACCCCAGUCCCAGCUACAGCCAAGCCAACUGCAUUAGUUUCCCCCUCAUCCGUUCCUUCCCCAAGUAGCAGGUAUAAUCCUCUGACUCCCACCAUAGUCACACUCCCCACUGUGCCUGACAGGGAGGACAGAGAAAGGGUGACACCUCCUAUAUCUGAACGGAUUCAACUCUCUAUCCAUUUUGUGAAUGACACUUGCAUCCAGGUUAACUGGAUAUCUCUUUUUACCGUGAUGGCAUAUAAACUCACAUGGGUUAAAAUGGGCCAUAGUCUGGUAGGAGGAAUUGUUCAGGAGCGUAUAGUUAGUGGUGAGAAGCAACACUUGAGUCUGGUAAAUCUGGAGCCCAAAUCCACCUAUCGGAUUUGCUUGGUUCCACUGGAUGCUUAUAAUAAUUACCGAACAGGAGAAGACACUGUCUGUUCAGAAGCCACAACCAAGGCUUCCUUUUUGAACAAUGGCAGCAACAUCCCCUCCAGCCAUGAGCAGACAACUUCUCAGAACCUGGGCUCUCCAUUUCUGCUGGCAGGGUUGAUUGGGGGUGCAGUGAUAUUUGUCCUCGUGGUCCUGCUCAGCAUUUUUUGCUGGCACAUGCACAAAAAGGGGCGUUACACCUCCCAGAAGUGGAAAUAUAACCGGGGCCGUCGGAAAGAUGACUACUGUGAGGCAGGGACCAAGAAGGACAACUCCAUCCUGGAGAUGACGGAAACCAGCUUCCAGAUUGUCUCCUUAAAUAAUGAUCAGCUCCUUAAAGGAGAUUUCAGACUGCAGCCCAUAUAUACCCCAAAUGGGGGCAUUAACUACACAGACUGCCACAUCCCCAACAACAUGCGAUACUGCAACAGCAAUGUCUCAGACCUGGAGCACUGUCAUACGUGAUAGUGUGGGUAGAUGGGGGUGUCUAGGACAAAGAGAAAAAACUCUGAAAAAGUAACAUCCCCCCAACAACAAUGAAAAAAUUACAUUUGAUAAAUGUUACGCAGAUGCAUUUAUGCAUUUGAAUACUCUGUAAUUUAUACGGUGUACUAUAUAAUAGGAUUUAAAAAAGUGCUAUCUUUUCUAUUUCAAGUUAAUUGCAAAUGGUUUUGUAACUCUUUGCUUUUUAAAUCUUUAAAAAAUAUUGCUAAGUACUGUACAGGGUUGUACAAUAAGAACCCAAUGUCACGGCAAAGGAAAGAUUGACUCAUUCUUCAAACAUUAACCACUUUGCUGUCGAAGCUGUCUGAAGGAUAUUAAGUUCCUAGGUGUCCUGUAGUACAGGAAAAUAAGUGCAUAUUAAAACAGGGUCACUAGGAACGGCCAAAAGCAAUUCAGAUAAAAUGGGUACAACCCUUUUGACUCAAAUCCAGCAGUUACUGUUCAACUUCAAACAAUUUAAAGUACUUCUUUUCCCUUUUGUCAAUUCUGUAUUUCCUACCUCCAACUGAAAGCUGGAGUUCUGACUGCUACCAAAAAAGGCUACUUCUUGUAUGAUUGUUUUUCCCCAAUAUGCUUGGAAUAGGAAAGGUAGACAGAACUCGGUGUCAAACUCAAAGUGACCUUGAAUCCUAUUUGCAAAAGCUAUUCUGAAAAUGUCCCCCAGUAUCAUAUACUUUUAUGUUAGAAACUGUUCCUGGUUUUCAUUAUGAUUAAGAGGCUUUAGGCAUUCUUUGACCCGUCUCAGUGGGAGAUGAAGGUUAUCAGUAUGUAACAGAUAGCUGUCAUUAGGUUGCACCUCUCUUUAAUAAAGCAGCAUUUGUUGACACAGAAUGUUCAGGUGAAACCUGAAAGAGAGAAAUUCUAAGCACUCCCAACUCUGCAGUAUUCAUGUAGAAUUUGCAGUCUAGAAGUGCAAAUUUUGAAAACACGUUGCAAAAUAUAAUGCCAAUGGAAAGGUUGCCAUUGACUUUUAUGUUUCAAGCUCUGUUUGAUUUAGAGGUCUGAGUUAUGCUCAGCAUGAAGUAAGAAAAACAGACAAACAAAGAUAAAUGAGAAAUAUAUAUAUAUUUUUAAUUUUUAAUCUUAAUUUAUUACAAUUUAUUACUGGAAAGGCCAGCAGGCCUAUUGUGAACUGAACUACAUUCAGCAGGGAAAAUCAUGUAUAAAUUAGUGUUUUUUUUGUUUUUUUUUUUUUUUUUCUUUCUGUUCAAGUGAGCAGAGAUGAACACUAACUAAGGACUUUUUAGAACAUAAAUAUACUCUGUCACUCCAAAUUACCCUUCUUUUAUGUUAAGCUUUUUGGAAGUUUUCCACAAUGAUAUGGGCUUUAAAAUCAGUAGGUGGGCUUAGAAUUUUAUUCCCUCAAAUUCUAUAGCUGGAAUUGCUUCUAAGUGAUGUACUAUGUGAAACACCAUGGUUGUAUUAAAACCAUGAUGCUGAUCUCAAAAUUAUACAAUCUUCAAGAAACUUCAUUAAAUCUGUGACUGCAAAGAACUCUGACUUUCUUGCCAGCUCAGUGAUGGAAUUAAAAUAUUUUAUUUUUUUUGUUUCCCCACCAUUUUUUUUUUUAGCUUACUUUCUCCUGAACUUAGGGGCAGGGAAAAGUUCACAAAAAAAAAAAAAAAAAAGAGGAAAAAAUAAAGUUGAUUUUUUUUUUUUUUAAGGGAGUAGGGAACCAAAGAGAAAACUUUAUACAGUGACCAACUAGAGAUAAGUUGUUAGAGGUGGAUUGACAGUAAAAGCUGGAGCACUUUCACAUUGCAAUGCUUAGACUUUUUACUUUAUGAGACUGCUUAUGUUGGGAGAGAGGGUUUUAAUCCUUUCCUUUGCUCAUUUCCUUAACUCAUUCUUGAAAUCCAGCAGUCUGUGAGUGUGCGGUUUCUCAAAUUCAAAUUGUGUAACACUCAUUUUCUGCAAAAACACAAUAAAUCUAGUUAUGGUCAAUGGCAAAGUACAGUCACUAUACAAAGAACUGCAUCCUCCCCCCAGCACCUUUUAGAAUCACAAUUUGAAUUUCCAGUCUAUAUUCUGUAUAUUUGCUAUUUUCUUCAGCUAUAACAGGUAUUUUAGGCAACCUGGGUGGCUACUGUUAUAGUAAAGUCACUGAAAUUUUGCUGAAUAAAAAGCUGCCAUAUGAUUUCCAAUGGUGUAAUUCUAGGUAGAGAUGUCUAUGCAAAGUCUUUUAUCUGUGACCUAUUUGCUCUAGAUUAUGAUGGGAAGGUUGAUACUUUAUUUUGUUCAUUCAGUGUGUUUUAGCUGCCAAAGCCCAGAAGACAAGCAGCAGAUAGUUGUGCUUCUGCAUGCUUCCAUUGCAUGCUGGAUCCAUAAAAGCUUUUGUGAGAUUAAGUAAAGACAGAGAGUCCUGUUGGGUGUGGAUGUAGCAUUUAAUUUCACUGAAAUAACUAGCUAUAUGUUUGAUUUCAAAGGCAUCCUUUGAAUGUAUGUACAUACUAACAUUUCAUAUUUCAGUGACUGAUGCUGGAGGAAUCUUUACACUCCUUUGAACAUCUGUUCUAGGCCUCAGGAUACCAUGGAGUUAGGCGCCUUAUUUGUAGCAAAACUCUUAUUCAGGGAGUUCAGCUGUACUCUAAGUGAAAGAUCCACAAGCCCAAACUGAAGACAACAAAUGUGGUUAUUAUUCUAAUAGGGUAAAAACAGAAGACAUUCACAAACUCUUUGGGUUAAUCUCAGAUGACAAAAUGUAUGUGUGUAUACAUAUAUAUAUAUAUAUAUAUAUAUAUAUGUUUGGAGUAUCACUGACUUACCUAGAUAAAAAAAUCAAAAUGAUAUUAAAGACAGCAUAGUUUAUGCUUCUUUUUGGUAUGAAGACAAAGAUAUAUUUUUAUGUGAUAUUGACAAAAUUUCUUUUCAAUAAGUACACUUCUGAAAAAAAAAAAAAAAAAAAAAAAAAAAGUAAAAGGCCACUUAUACCAAAAUUCCUGGAUAGAGCUGGGAGUAUUAUUUAAACAAAUUCACAGCUGUAGUCAAUGAAAAGGUCAUAUGUUGCAUUUGAAGAAUGUUUCUUCCAAUUCUAAUUGCUACCCAGCUGCAGAAGAUUUCAUUUAUUUCAACCUACAGCAGAGUUUGGGAUGUUUCGAAGUGUCAGUCAUACAGACAACUGUGGCUUGGUUUCAAAACACAUCUAGACAAAUACAUAAUGAGCAGUUUUCACCAGAUAACUUUUUUUUUUGGGGGGGGGGAGGGGGAAGAAGUUAAAAAUGGACAAUGAUCUUUUGGUGAUAUAAAUUUUAAUAAUCGGUAGCUUUUUCCUUGUGCUUAUGAACAUCUUCACUUAGUACCAAUGUCUGACCACAAAUAACUAAAGAGAACUAUAGAGCAGUAGUCCUCAGUGAAUGCAUAUACAACUCAUUAGAAACCCCAAAACUCUAGGUCCUGAUUUGCAAGGGUUCAUUGAACCUGGGUGCAAAUGAAUGGUUUACAUGCAACAUCUCAUCCAUCAUCCAAUGUAUGCUGCUAAUAGCUGACAUAAAUGCUAAUAGCUGAUAAGAUUGGUGAGUGGAAAAAAAUGAGAGUAUAAGAGAAAUUGUGUUAAACUGGUAUCAAAACACUGCUUUGUCCAGUGCUAUGGUUCCUUCUGAAGACUUACUUAUUUACAACCUGGACCUUGUUUUCACAGAUUCUGUCACGUCCUUGCAUGUAGCUUGUUAGCAGAAACAAACACCUAAUGGAUGCAUGGACUUUUGUUUUUUACUGGAGACACUGUUAUUGAAUUUAUUCAUACGAAUAUUUAGGCAUAGAGUUACUUUUGAUUGAAAAUAUAUUAGCAUUUUUUUUCUGUAAGCCAAUAAAGAAAUACAAUGGAUGCGAUGAUAAAAGAAAAGUGCAAUAGCUUAUGCUAUUUGCUACUAGAAUAGAUCAACUAUAUUUCUCUCUCAAUCAUUUUCUCUUUUAGUGAAAAAAAAAAAUUCUCCCUCUAAGAAAAGUAUUGAUUUAAUUUUGCAAGCAAAAGUACUUAUGCAUAUUGUAUUGUUACAAUUUUAAGGGUCUACAUAAGGCACUUUAUUGAUGACAUUGAAAUGAAAGUUCAGGCUCAGCUUUUGACAGUGAAGUGGUUAACUCCCAUUAAAUUCUCCAUUUAUAGUACUUUUUCAACUUAAAUUAUACCAUGGAAAUAUUAAAGCUUUUUAAUUUUUUUUCUUUCUUUUUCCUUUAAAGCAUGAGAAUAAUGGUUUUAGUCAUAAUUUAUCUUUCUAGCUCAGUGGAAAAACAAACAACAACAAAAGAAUGUGCCAAAACCAAAUGUUACUGGCUCUAAGCCUCAUCAAAUACUGCCUGAUGAUCUCUUCUAAAUACAAAGAUAAUCCAAUGAAGGUGAUGAACACUCCUUCCCUGAACUCUGCUGAACAAGGCAGUUUGUAUCCUACAUGAUACUACAGGCAUUAUUGAAGCAUUUGGCAUUAAAUUUUGUACAGCAUAGAAUGUAUUGAUUUUUAAAAGGACACUGGCUAGUGGUCCAUCUGGAAAACUAGUCCAAAAGGGAUCUGGCUGGGGCUCUGUGGAAGUGUGCCUCAUGAGAGCUGAGUUCUGAUCCUCUCAGAAACAUAAGCUACUAAAUUUGUUGUGUCACUUGGUCCCAAAUACCUGAAGAUCUUUCAUAAAACUGAUUUUAACUGAAACAUGCACACUUGAUUCUGUUUUGUGUUUGGUAUAUUUUCUAUCUUUAACAUGGAAAAAUAGAUUAUUUGAAGUCUGCAUUAUCUGUUUUCCGCAAUCUGCCAUGUUGCACGCAUUGUUAACUUCGAAAUCUCACUAUACACUAUAUAUUAUCUUGUUGACAUAUCCAGUAAAGAGUUAUUUAAAAAAUACAACAAUCCUACUGUAUUUAUAUGAACAAGUUAAUUAAAACAAGGAUGUGAACAUCUGAGAAGGAAAACAGAAAAAGAAAAAUAUCAACUUCUGUACUUUCAGUCCUGGAAAUAUUUUCAAAUGUUUUACUGUAUGUCCACCUUCUCUUCAGAUUUGAAAGGACAAAUAUUUUCAUCUUAUAUCUGUCAAAGAGUUAAACCAUUUGUUAAUUCAAUUGCUCAAACUUAAUCUUAUGUUUAUAAGGUAUUUAUUUUGAUAUGCAUAUAGGAAAGCACUGUAAAACAAGAACAGAUUGUAAUCCAGUGUUUGAAGUUAGUAGAUACACUUAAGCAACUACACACAUCUAUAACAAAUAUAUAUAUGGAAGCUGGGAAGCUGUGACCCAUUAUAUGCAUAGUCAUUCAAAAAAUGCAUUUGACAUUCAUCCUUGACAAUCUUAAACUGUCAUUUUACCCAUUUAAACUUUCCUUGAAAUGAAAUGUGAUUUUUUUUUUUCCCAAUUCUCCCUUCAAAAUUGUUCUUGACUUUUCAGAAUGCACAACAUUAAGACAUAAGCCUUAAUAAAUUUUUGUAUAUCUUAUACCUAACAUAUAUGGUAAUAUAUACAGUAUGUAUGAAAAGAUGCAUAGGUACUUGGGAAUGAAAAUUCUCCUUAAUCUAGUUACAUAUACAGGAACUAUUUUUUGGCAUUGACAGAACCUGAAAUACUGAAUGUUACAAACAGUCAUUUUAAAGUUUAGAACUGUAAUACUGCUGAGUGUCAAAAUUCCUCUGUAAAUUGUCUCAUUCUCUGUCUUAACCCUGAAUGCCAUGGAAAACUACAAUAUCUGCUGUGCAAUACAUCCACAUCUACACUACUCUCUCCUCCCCUUACUAUGCUUCCCUGAAUUUGGAGACAUCUUAGACCCUGGUACCUAAGUUAACUUCUUGUUUUACCAUGGGAAGGUGGAGAAUAGAUGUAAUAGAAAUAUAAACACUGUUGACUAUUUUGGUAUUCUGGCAAAAAAUAAUUGCAUCAUCAUUUUCAAGCGAUGGUUUUGUUUUCUUUGUCUCAAAAAAACCUGACAAACACAGACACAGAUAAUCUAAUAAUAUCCCUCAGUGAUUUAUCUUAGUAGAGACCAAUAUUUACAUUUAUUUAGUUGUAAUAUUAGUUUUCUGUAGCUGUACACAUACAUGUGUGUGUAUAUAAGUUCCUGGGGCUUUUCUACAGAGGAACUCUCAAAUCAACCAUAUGGAAGAGUAUAUUUCAACAGUUUUCAGUCAACGUUUUUCACUAUCUCAUUUUGAAUAGCAUGCUUCUAUAUAAGAAAAGUUAUGGUGCCAUAAGGAGAGACUACAUUCAGUCAUUAAAGUAUGAAACAAAUAUUUUAAUUCUGUUUGAAGUACCAAUGUCAAAAAGGCUCAAAAAGAACCACUAAAAAUUCUAUUACACAGGUAGAUGAUAUUUUAACUGUAAUUUACGUUCUUAAAACAAAUUAGUACAGUGUUAUGUACUCCUUGCCCCACUAAUUUCAACUAUAAAUCGUAAUAUUUAUAGGUAUAUGUCAGAAGGAUUAUUGAAAAAAUCCAGUAUGCUAUAUUGUGUAAUGUCACAUUAUUUCACACAGUAUCCUCAUGCGAAAUACAUUUUCCAAGCAAGACAGAAGGCCUAUGCAUUGCAUUAUAAGCUUGCUAUCUCUUUUGAAAAGGUAGGGGUGGAGUGAAAUACAAAUACUUCAUAGAAAAUGAGACAAGAGAGAAAUAUAUAUAGCACAACAUUGUCCAGUCCAAAGCCACACAAAAUGUAGAAUUUAAAAUCCCCAAAUAGGCCACUGAACAUAGCAAGAAUGUUCUUUUACGUACAGACACAUUUUCUGUUUAAAACUCCAUAUGCUAGCUAACGUGUGACUAUAAAAAUGCAUGUGUGAGUUUAUAUUAGUUACACUUUUGUGGGGGCAUCUCAUAUAGAAUAAGUACAAUCUUGUCUCUCUGAAAUUGCUCCAUUACUUACCUUAUUCAUACAUAGAAGUGAUGAAGUCAAAAGUCAUGCUCAUUACACUAUCCUGUUUUUCCAAGCAUAGAAUUCCUUGAAGAAUGAAGACAUAUAAAAUAUUAUGGAAAAUCCAACUCAUAUGAACUGGUGUGCUUACAACUUGGAUAUACUCUGUGCAAAAACAAGACGUCUCUGAAUAAUAAUCAAUGUGUUAAGGUGAACGUCUAGUCUUGAAAAGCACAAUUGCCAGAAACAUUUCAUUAAAAUGCUGUAUUUCUCAAGUGAAAUCAAUAUUUCAACUUCUAGAAACUUUGAACUGGUGAUCUCACAGAUAAAUAAAAUUCUUUGUGACUGGAAAAAAUGUACCUAAAGAAUGGAAUAACCUAAUUUUUAUACUUUGAAACAGACUACCGAUGAAGGAAAAGGAAAUUUUGUCCAGUGAAGAUGAAAUAUAGUAGUAAUGAUGAACAGAAUGCAGAGAUACUCCUCUUUAUUUUUAUAGUUAUAAGUUUGUAACAUAACUUUAUUUUUCCUUUUUUUUAUUAUUAUUAUUUUUUUUUAAUUUCCUUUGCAAUUUUUAGAUCACUUAGGCCCACUUCUAAAACAUAUACAAUAUUCCAAAACAAAGAAAUUCUCAGAAAUACCUGUGAUACCUUUCAAUGAAUAGAAUUAAGAAAAUGCAAUACAUAUAUUAUUUACAAGAAAUGCACAAUACAAAAAAAAAAAAAAAAAAAAAAAAAGUGGAGAAAAGGAUGACUGGCAAACUAGAAUAUCCUUCUGUUUCUAGUUAUUAUAAGUCCUUCCAAAUUUCUAACCCACUCACUUGAAUUUCAAACUUUGGCUUGACCUGAAAGUCAAAUGAUUUAAAUGAGUCUUACAAGCCUGACCUCAUAUAUCUUCACAAACUGGUUUGUGUAUUCACAGUUCAGGAACUAGCAUGUAAUUCAUUGCUCUCUGACUUACAAUGCAAAUGUUAAGAAUUUUUCCCCAUUAAAGAAACAUGUUAAGAAAAUUUGAAAGCUGUUGUGAAAUCAAGUACUGCAGUAUAUGUUAAUGUGAACAUAAUUUAUUCAAGUAGAGCAUUAAUAUGUCUUUGUAAAUAAGGACUGCAGAAGCAAUUCAUAAACAUUAACUCAGUGUUUUUGUUUUUGCAAAAAAUCCUUCCUCACCAGUACUAGAUACUACUACUAAAUGCUGAAAAACAUGUGUGACUUUCCACACAUAUAUGACUUUAAAUAAAUGGAAAUGGAAAUCUGAGAAGGGAGAGAUAUUCCAAACUAUUGCAGUUAUUCUAAUAAUGUGCAGCUGAAAACUUCAAAACAAGCAAAAAAAAAAAAAAAAAAAAAAAAAGUAUUGAAGCUUUACUUAUUAAAUGUCUUACUAAGUAUGCGUUCUGCUUGUAAUGAGUCAAGGCAGCUUUUCACUUUCACUAGGUAUUCUAGUCUUGAAGUCAUUCGUUUAUUUUUGCCUGAUUACAGGGAGUAGCAUCAGGUUCAUGGUCUCAGAUCUAGUUGGCCAUGAUGUUCAUGUUCAUGCAUGAGGUCUCUCAUGCACUGAUAUAAUGUCAUAUGUGAAAAGUUAGAGAGGUAGUCUACUUUCUCUGUGAGAUACCUGCUCUCAUGACAAACUUAUAGUUAACUAUAUUUCUAUACCUUCCUCUAUUGGUUUUGGGUUUCCUCUUUAUAAUUUAACAUUAAGAACAAAUGGAAAAUGGAAUUGAGUUAUUAGAGCCAAUUUAAAUUUGUUUCUGUUAACAACGGCCAGACUGUCCUUCUUUUUCACAGAAGACUUAAAAUGUAAGAAGACUGAAUUAAGAAAAAAAAUAUGUAUAUUCAAGGAUUUCACUAUUUAUUUUAGGUUAAAUUCAUUAUUUUUCAACAUUUAAUUACAGCAGUCAUGUUUGAAAGUUUUGCUGGGAAGAUUGGAUAAUCUUAGAUUUGUGGUUAUAAGAACUUCAUGUUUAUAGUUUAAGUUAUUACAGAUUAUUACCAGUAUCUGUACAAAGAGAAGGGGACAAGUAUUUCUUCUUCACUCAGAUACAACAGACUGUAUCUGAUCUGUGUUCUGUAGUGAUCAAGAAGGAGGUCAGCUACUUCACAGAGAUGUCUCAGAGAACUAAGUGUCCAGAACAGAAGAGAAAUAACUGGAGUCACGGCAUUUCUAUUUGAUGACUUAGGAAAGCUGGCAGAAUUGGAGUUGGAGCUUUUCAGUAGGGAACAGAGAGUACAGAUCCUGUUCAGAACUUCUGGUUUGUACAGGACCCCGUGAAGGUACCUUUAUUACAUCUUAUUGGAGGUCUGCAACAAAAUGCCUAUCAAAUCAGGGAAGGAUAUGAGUUUUAUUUUAUUUUGUGGGCUUUUAAUUACCAUUUCCUGUAAGUUCUGGAGUUUCAGGUGCAGCACUACGUUGAAAGAAGAGUAUGUAACAAGGCAAGCUUGAAAGGUCACAUCUGUGAUGACUAUCCUUUUAUCAAUGCAAACAUUAGUAGCUGCUUGUCAAAUGAAAUUACAAGCCACAGCAGAUGUGCUUGGCAGGUUAGAAGUCAGACUGGACACUCCUGUUUUCAGUUUAGAUGUCUAUUACUACUCUCUACCACUCCUUUUCCAAUUUUUUUUUUUCUUAAUGUUUGGAACUAAGCAGUUAGUACUAUCGUUUAGUUGUCACAAUAUAAGGUGAAAAAAAAAAAAAAAAAAGUUAUAAUAGAGCUGCAAACACUAGUGAAAAUUAACCAGCAAAACUAAGCUGCAGAAAUUCUAGAAGUACAGUGAACAUGAGGUAACAAACUGUAUUUACUGUGAUUUCAACUCUCCAUACCCAGACAAAAAUCCAGAGGUACUAAUCCUACAAUUCCCCUUGCAUUUACGUGAUUUCUACCAUGCCAUGUCAACUUUUUUUCUAGCAUGAUUAGCUUAGAGAACACAUUUUUGCUUGUUGCCUCACAAGGUACUGUCUUUAAAAGUGUUUUUAUUUAAGAUUAAGACAAGACAAGAAAUGUUCUUUCCUUAACUGCCUGCAAUUUGGGGCUGCUGCAGAAGCAAUUUGCUCUGUAUCUUUCUACUGCACCAUUUGUCUCUCACCAUUUUUGCACACAUGUUAAGACAUGCACAUACACACACAAUCACACUGUAUUUAUAACUAUUAUAUAUAUAUUUAGAUACUCAGACAUACACAUAAUAUAUAUUCUAUAUGUAUAUAUAACAUAUACAUGUAUAUAUAACACAUAUGCUAUGCCUGUGUAUAAAUUGUUCAGCCCUAUACAGAUCUUUUGCUCUAGAUUUAUGCAUCAUUUCUGUUCCACUUACACUCCACAGAGAGAGAAAAGAUAUAGAAUACCAUAUUUUAUUUUUUAUUUUUUAAGAACUUUGUUGUCAGUAUUGGUGAGAGCAUAUUUUCAAUAAUGUAUGUUCUUUGACAGCCUGUGUGCUAGAAUAAAAAGAUUAACAUAACUCCUGGAAGUGGAUACAAUGCAGUGAAAUAUAAUUUCAAGUGCACAAAGCACAGCUGAGGAAUCAUUUUAUAGCAGGACUGAGUGGUUGCUGAACUGCAGACAGAGGAGGAUGUGAGAAAAGUCAGUAUAUAACAAAAACUCAGUAUGAACAAGCAGGGAAAAAUCAGAUGUUUUGAUAUCCUUUGAUAUCGUAUCUUCACCUUAUGCUAUGAAGAACUUUUUGAUAUAUCGGAUUGUUGUGGGAUGUCCAAAAUGAGGGCCUCCCUCAUACCUGAGGGUAUGCAUUUGCAUCAAGCAACACAGAUGAUCAGUGUUCUCCAUUGCCCACCUUUUAUUGUCAUUUGUUCUCCUCAAUUCCUUACUCUAACUCUUCAAAAAAAAAUUUGCUGAAAUGAGCCACAUUGCAAGUGUUCCAUGCCAUUACAAGAAGACUUAGAAAUUUGCAAGUGUUUGCAAUUUUGGAUGUUCUCUAUUUGCAACAAAUAUGUAAGGAAUGUCACACGUGGCAAGAACCUUGACACCCUUUGUUUUGUUCCAUGAUAUUCCCCUUGCAUAUGGCUGCUGAAAUGAAUUAUGGAAACCUCACACUUUACUUCUGCUGUUCAUAUGCAGCUUAGGCAUCCUGACUCCAUAAUUAAAACAAACAAUAAUGUCAAAUUCAAGGACUGGGAGCAGGAGCUACUGGCCUAGGGUCAAUUACUGGAUGCCUAGCCAUGUAGUAGCCUACAAGUCAAACUCUGUAUGCCCCAUAACUAGCUCCAAUUACCUAUACUACUGCUUUCUGAGCCAACCCUGAUGGAAAAACAAGAUCACUCCUCUUGUAUCUACAAACUUAUCUACCCUUUCUUUCCUAAGGUCAUCAAUUGGAAUAAAGAUAUUAUCUCUCCCAAGGUGAGGAGGAAGGGAUAAGGGACAGAGAUUCUACGUUUUCUGCACCUCCCAUCCCUCCCCCCACCCCUGUACAGGUGUUAUUACAUAUUACUUUAAUUUUUAGUUGUUUAUUUGCAUACUGUGUUUUUCAUAGGACUUCUGCCUUAUUCAUUACUCAAGAUUUCAUGUAAAUCUGCAAACCUGAUAUACCUCUCCUUUAAAUACCUGUCAGUGAAUUUUAAAAUAUUUUUUGUUAUGGGUUUUCAGGGUUUAUUUUUAACCCAUAAUAUUGCAUGCAUAUUACUAAAUCUUUCUCUUAUAUUCAGAAAUAUAAAGGUAUAUAAAUUGCAUGUUAUCCUAGAAUUUGCUGGCAAACUUCAUUGUUUUUCACGUAGAGUUCAUCCCUGCUAGUAAAUGAAAUUAUAUGAGUAACAAAUUUCCAUCUAGUUUCUAAAGUUUCUGUAAUAGGCUACUCCAAACUUCAGAGCUAAAGCAGUAUUAGUGGGAAAAAAAAAAAAAAAAAAAAAAAAAAAAA